This is a messenger RNA of Brachypodium distachyon (stiff brome), 2773 nucleotides long. RefSeq names its product subtilisin-like protease SBT5.3. Gene Ontology annotation, molecular function: serine-type endopeptidase activity. Gene Ontology annotation, biological process: proteolysis. The transcript has 11 exons. Bases 211 to 2628 code for a protein of 805 amino acids. NCBI's taxonomy places the organism in Eukaryota, Viridiplantae, Streptophyta, Magnoliopsida, Poales, Poaceae. The record is from RefSeq and is a predicted model, not a curated record.
AGCCCCUUUUGGUGUACAGAAGAGCAAGCUUUCGGUUAGAGGAGAGAGCAGAAGACAAAACACACCCCGUGUCAUCUUUGGUGCUAUAAAAAUACAACAGUGCUCAAGCACAUUCCUUCCCUUUGCAGCCUCUCGAGAGCCCCAAAUCCAUUCCAGUCCCCUAUCUUAACAAUCGACCGUAAGCACUCCACCAAAAGCAUCGAAAAGUAGAUGCGUAGCAUGCAUUCCUCUCUGAAGAAUCACCGGGUUCUUCUUGCUCCAGUCGUCCUACUGAUCGCUAGCCUCUCCCUCCUGCAGCGCCCAGCAUCUGCCGAGAAAAAGUCGUAUGUUGUCUAUCUCGGAGGCCAUUCCCAUGGGAGGGAGGGCGCCGUGCUGGCCUCCAACCAAGAGCGGGCCAAGAACUCACACUACCGGUUCUUGGGCUCUGUCCUCGGAAGCAAGGAGAAGGCGCAAGAUGCCAUCUUCUACUCCUACACCAAGCACAUUAAUGGCUUCGCCGCCACGUUGGAAGAAGAGGAGGCAAUGGAGAUCUCAAAGCACCCGAGCGUCAUCUCAGUUUUCCCCAACAGAGCGCACAAGCUGCACACCACACGCUCAUGGGAGUUCCUUGGGAUGGAGAAAGGUGGCCGGGUAAAACCCAAUUCCAUCUGGGCCAAAGCAAGAUUUGGCCAAGGCGUCAUCAUUGGCAACCUAGACACCGGGGUGUGGCCGGAGGCCGGCAGCUUCGACGACGACGGCAUGGGCCCGGUGCCCGCGCGGUGGCGGGGAGUCUGCCAGAACCAGGUUCGCUGCAACAGGAAACUGAUCGGCGCGCAGUACUUCAACAAGGGCUACCUGGCGACGCUGGCCGGAGAGGCCGCCGCGAGCCCGGCAACGGCGCGUGACACCGACGGGCACGGCACGCACACGUUGUCGACGGCCGCGGGGCGCUUCGUGCCGGGCGCGAACCUGUUCGGGUACGGCAACGGCACGGCCAAGGGCGGCGCGCCGGGCGCGCACGUGGCGGCGUACAAGGUGUGCUGGCACCCCAGGGCAGGCAGCGAGUGCGCGGACGCCGACAUCCUCGCGGCGUUCGACGCGGCCAUCCACGACGGGGUGGACGUGCUCUCGGUGUCCCUCGGCACAAGCCCCGUGGACUACUUCCGCGAGGGCGUGGCCAUCGGCUCGUUCCACGCCGUCAUGAACGGCAUCGCCGUGGUGGCCUCGGCCGGGAACGCCGGGCCGCGCGCCGGCACCGUGUCCAACACCGCGCCCUGGCUCUUCACCGUCGCCGCCAGCACCAUGGACCGCGAGUUCCCGGCGUACGUGGUUUUCGCCAACCACAGCAGGCGGAUCAAAGUCAGUGACGAAUUUUUACAGGGGCAAAGCCUCUCGCCGGACCGUCUUCCUGACAAUAAGCAUUAUCCGCUGAUCAGUUCUGAAGAAGCCAAGGCGACCAACGCGACAGCGCAACAAGCGCGAUUCUGCAUGGAGGGGUCCCUGGACAAGACGAAAGUGGAGGGGAAGAUCGUGGUGUGCAUGCGUGGGAAGGCCCCGCGUGUGGAGAAAGGCCAGUCGGUUCAUCGAGCCGGCGGGGUUGGCCUGGUGCUGGCGAAUGACGAGGCUACGGGGAACGAGAUGAUUGCCGACGCGCACGUGCUCCCGGCCACGCACGUCACCUAUUCUGAUGGAGUCGAAUUGCUCGCCUACAUUGAAGCAACCACGUUUGCAUCAGGCUACAUCACCUCGCCAAACACCGCGCUGGAGACUAAGCCGGCGCCGUUCAUGGCCGCCUUCUCCUCCCAGGGCCCCAACAUCGUCACUCCCCAGAUCCUCAAGCCUGACAUCACCGCGCCAGGGGUCAGCAUCCUCGCCGCUUUCACCGGCCUGGUCGGCCCGACCAGCCUCCCAUUCGACAGCCGCCGCGUCCUCUUCAACUCCGAGUCCGGCACGUCCAUGUCAUGCCCGCACGUCUCCGGCAUCGCGGGACUCCUCAAGGCCCUCCACCCCGACUGGAGCCCCGCCGCGAUCAAGUCCGCCAUCAUGACCACCGCGAGAGUGCAGGACAACACGCGGAAGCCGAUGAGCAACUCGUCGUUCCUCCGGGCGACGCCCUUCGGCUACGGCGCCGGCCACGUGCAGCCCAACCGCGCCGCCGAUCCGGGGCUCGUCUACGACAUGGGCGCCGCCGACUACCUCGGCUUCCUCUGCUCGCUGGGCUACAACUCCUCCGUCAUUGAGACGUUCAUGGGCGACGACCACAGGACUAAUACGCCGCACGCGUGCACGGCGAGGCGGCGGCCAAAGCCGGAGGACCUCAACUACCCGUCCAUCGCGGUGCCCCACCUGUCCCCGUCCGGCAAGCCGCUUGCCGUCUCGAGGAGGGUGCGGAACGUCGGCGCCGGGCCGGCGAGCUACGGCGUGCGGGUCGACGAGCCGCGGGGCGUGUCGGUGUCCGUGCGCCCGGCCCGGCUCGAGUUCGCCGCUGCCGGGGAGGAGAAGGAGUUCGCCGUGACGUUCAGGGCCAGGCAAGGGCUCUACUUGCCGGGGGAGUACGUGUUCGGGCGGAUGGCGUGGUCGGAUGCCGCCGGGCGGCACCAUGUCAGGAGCCCGCUCGUCGUCAGGGUCGGCCGUGGCACUGCUUCAUGAGCUUCGUUACGAUUAUAGACUAGCAUAAGGCCUGGAUGAUAAGAUGUCAAUACGUGUGCCCGAGAAGAGAACCAAUACGUGUUUGUACUCUGUACCUAUCGGCGAUCAAACUCUAGAGGAUUAAUUCUCAAACCAAUUGGGAAAA